Messenger RNA from Dermacentor andersoni, 1539 nucleotides. Lineage: Eukaryota; Metazoa; Arthropoda; Arachnida; Ixodida; Ixodidae. The record is from the annotation of a RefSeq genome assembly.
AUUUUACCGCGAUGAAUAUACUCAACAAAUCAUAAAGACAUUGGAACAAUAUAUUUAAUUUUUGGAAGCUGAGCAGGAAUUACAGGAAUAAGAAUAAGAAUUUUAAUUCGAAUAGAAUUAAGUCAGCCUGGGACUCUUAUUGGAAAUGAUCAAAUUUAUAAUGUAAUUGUAACUGCUCAUGCAUUUAUUAUAAUUUUCUUCAUAGUUAUACCCAUUAUAAUUGGCGGAUUUGGAAAUUGACUUGUUCCAAUUAUACUAGGAGCUCCAGAUAUGGCAUUUCCACGAAUAAACAAUAUAAGAUUUUGACUUUUACCCCCUNCACUAUUUUUAUUAAUAAAUUCUUCAUUAAUCGAGUCAGGAGCAGGUACAGGGUGAACUGUAUACCCCCCNUUAUCCUCCAAUAUAUCUCAUUAUGGGCCUUCAGUUGAUUUAGCCAUUUUCUCUCUUCAUUUAGCAGGAGCAUCUUCUAUUCUAGGAGCAAUUAAUUUCAUUACCACAAUUAUCAAUAUACGAUCUAUUGGAUUGACUCUUGAACGAAUACCUUUAUUUGUUUGAUCAGUCUUAAUUACAGCAAUUUUACUUCUUCUUUCUCUUCCAGUAUUAGCUGGAGCUAUUACAAUAUUAUUAACAGAUCGAAAUUUUAAUACCUCAUUUUUNGACCCUUCAGGAGGCGGUGAUCCUAUUUUAUAUCAACACUUAUUUUGAUUUUUUGGUCACCCUGAAGUUUAUAUUUUAAUUCUUCCUGGUUUUGGAAUAAUUUCCCAAAUUAUUUGCUUUUCAACAGGGAAAAANGAACCCUUUGGAAAUUUAGGUAUAAUUUAUGCUAUAGCAGCAAUCGGAUUAUUAGGCUUUAUUGUAUGAGCACAUCAUAUAUUUACUGUAGGAAUAGAUGUUGAUACUCGAGCUUAUUUUACAUCAGCUACUAUAAUUAUUGCAGUACCUACAGGUAUUAAAAUUUUUAGAUGAUUAGCAACUUUACAUGGCUCUAAUAUUAAAUAUAAUCCUCCAAUUUUAUGAGCUUUAGGAUUUAUUUUCUUAUUUACUAUUGGAGGAUUAACAGGAAUUAUAUUAGCAAAUUCAUCAAUUGAUAUUAUUUUACAUGAUACCUAUUAUGUAGUUGCUCAUUUUCAUUACGUUUUGUCAAUAGGAGCAGUAUUUGCAAUUAUAGGAGCAAUUGCUCAUUGAUUCCCAAUAUUCUUCGGCUUAAACUUAAAUUCCUUAAUAAUAAAAUCACAAUUUUUUAUUACAUUUAUUGGAGUAAAUUUAACAUUUUUUCCUCAACAUUUUUUAGGCUUAGCUGGAAUGCCUCGACGAUAUUCUGAUUACCCAGACUUUUUUNCGAAAUGAAACUUUCUUUCAUCUUUAGGAUCAUUAAUUUCAUUAGCUGGAGUAAUAUUAAUAAUCAUUAUUAUUUGGCUAAGAAUUUUAGAUAAAAAAUUANUUAACUUUAGUAAUAAUUCAAAUUCCUCUAUUGAAUGAAUAUUAAAUUUUCCCCCUUCCGAACAUUCAUUUAAUCAAAAUAAUAUUAUUUUAAAAUAA